AUGUGGUGCGUCCACAGGUUUGUUCCUAAAGCAGAACUUUGGCAGAGACAGGUGCGGUGCGUGCCCAGAUUUGUUUCUAGAGCAGAACUUAGCCAGAGACAGUCUAGCACUGGGCCAGAGACAGGCUUGGUGCGGGAGGUCACCCCGUGGGGGAUGCAGAUGAAGCAAUUGUAUCUGGCGGCUCACGCUAAGGCCCUGGGGAGCUCGACGCGCCCCUUUGUUAGCGGCGAGUGCUGCCAGAUGGUGCUCCCGGAGCACACGCGCCCUCUGCUGGUGCUCCCGGAGCACAUGCGCCCUCUGCUGGUGCUCCAGUCGCCGCGCAUUCCGUCCGAGGACUCCGAGGGCGACUGCUACUCGCCGGCCGCCUCGGCCAGCCCUCGGCCGCUGGCCCUGUGCCUGGGCGCCGGCUGCGCGUCGCGACGCCAGUCGCCCUUCCUGCUGGGCGCCCACGCCUCCUGCCCCAGCCCGCCCCAGCCCGCCAAGGGCAAGGCCUCGCUGGGGCUGACGUGCGUCGUGUGCGGCGACACCAGCUCGGGCAAGCACUACGGCAUCCUCGCUUGCAACGGCUGCAGCGGCUUCUUCAAGCGCAGUGUGCGCCGCAAGCUCAUCUACAGGUGCCAGGCCGGCACGGGCCGCUGUGUCGUGGACAAGGCACACCGCAACCAGUGCCAGGCCUGCCGCCUCAAGAAGUGUCUGCAGAUGGGCAUGAACAAGGACGCGGUGCAGAACGAGCGGCAGCCGCGCAACACGGCGACCAUCAGGCCCGAGGCGCUGGUGGAGAUGGACCAGGAGCGAGCCCUGCGCGAGGCCGCCGUCGCCGUCGGCGUGUUCGGACCGCCCGUGUCGCUGGCGAUGGGGCUGAGCCCCAGGUACCACUCUGCCAUGAUCAGCUCGCCGCUGGAGCUGCCGCCCAAGCAGGAGGCUGACGACGAGGACAGCAUCGACGUGACGAACGAAGAGGCGCUGCCGCCGACGCCCCGGUCUUUGGCGUGCGGCGCCGGGACGCCCGCCCCCCAGGCGCGGCCGGAGCUGUACCAGCCGGCCCACGAGACCGUGUACGAGACCUCGGCGCGCCUGCUCUUCAUGGCCGUCAAGUGGGCCAAGAACCUGCCCUCCUUCGCCAGCCUGCCCUUCCGCGACCAGGUGAUCCUGCUGGAGGAGGCGUGGGCCGAGCUGUUCCUGCUGAACGCCGUGCAGUGGUGCAUGCCGCUCGAGUCCAGCCCCUUGUUCUCGGUGUCGGAGCACGCGGCCGCCGUGCCCAACGGCAAGGCCAGCCAGGUGGCGUCCGACGUGCGCGUGCUCAACGACACCUUGCUGCGCUUCAAGCACGUGGCCGUCGACCCCGCCGAGUUCGCCUGCCUCAAGGCCAUCGUGCUCUUCCGCUCAGAGACCAGAGGACUGAAGGACCCGCUGCAGGUGGAGAACCUGCAGGACCAGGCGCAGGUGAUGCUGGGGCAGCACUCGAGGAGCCAGCAGCCGGGGCAGCCCACCAGGUUCGGCCGGCUCUUGCUCAUGCUGCCCCUGCUGAGACUCGUCACCACCAGCCGCAUCGAGCAGAUCUUCUUCCAGAGGACCAUCGGCAACACUCCGAUGGAGAAGGUGCUCUGCGACAUGUACAAGAACUAG
This is a messenger RNA of Bacillus rossius redtenbacheri, 1626 nucleotides long. RefSeq names its product photoreceptor-specific nuclear receptor-like. Lineage: Eukaryota; Metazoa; Arthropoda; Insecta; Phasmatodea; Bacillidae. Bases 1 to 1626 code for a protein of 541 amino acids. Gene Ontology annotation, molecular function: nuclear receptor activity; zinc ion binding; RNA polymerase II cis-regulatory region sequence-specific DNA binding. Gene Ontology annotation, biological process: positive regulation of transcription by RNA polymerase II; cell differentiation; anatomical structure development. The record is from RefSeq and is a predicted model, not a curated record. The transcript has 9 exons.